This is a messenger RNA of Linum tenue, 357 nucleotides long. NCBI's taxonomy places the organism in Eukaryota, Viridiplantae, Streptophyta, Magnoliopsida, Malpighiales, Linaceae. The record is from the annotation of a GenBank genome assembly.
AUGACGGUGUCAAUGACGAAAUCGGUGACGGUGGAGGUCCAAUGCAGGGUCGGAUCGGGAAACAGAGUGGUCAAAGCGAUGGCCGUGCCGGUUUCAGAUUUCUUGGGCGGCCCGACCCCGGAGGAUUACCUCCAUUUUUUGAGCUACCGGUUGCGGGACCGGCGAGGGGUUAGGAAUGGAAUUGUCAAUUUCUCGGUUAGAGUUAUCGGCGGCGGUGGAGUUAAUUGUUCCGCUGCGGCGAGGAAGGAGGUGGGGGCGGAGUCCUACGGCGGUUCUUCCACGUACUCUCCUUCAUGGGAGCGCGUUCUUCGUCGUCGUUGGGAUUUCAGGUGGAAGUGCCGAUGGCUGGAAGUUUAG